Molecule: messenger RNA, 1662 nt
Organism: Colletotrichum costaricense
Lineage: Eukaryota; Fungi; Ascomycota; Sordariomycetes; Glomerellales; Glomerellaceae
Product: feruloyl esterase B
Exons: 3
Coding region: 1-1662 (553 amino acids)
Source: RefSeq, a predicted model, not a curated record
AUGGCUCCGGGACAGAUACCCAGCCUGUCGGGAUUCGCUUUGUUAAAGAUGUUCGCGGCCGUUUCUCUAGUCAUUGCCGUUUUGCUGGCGUUGGCUACGCCUUCGGAAGCGACUUUUCAGAGUGACUGCCUGGCUCUUACUCCUCAGACUACAGUGGUCAACUCGACUGCUCAGGAGAUCAGUCAUGUGGAGACCGGCACCAACCUCACUUUUCCAGAACAAGAUCCAUCAUGCGGUCGCGGAAGCCAGGUGGUCCGCACUAAUCUUUGUCGUGUCGCCAUGAAUAUUACAACUUCUAGUAGAUCACAGAUUGUCGCUGAAGUGUGGCUACCCGAGAAAUGGAAUGGGCGCAUGGUAACGGUCGCUGGUGGAGGGCUCGAUGGGUGCGUUCACACUGAGGACCUUGCGUAUGCUACUGCUCAUGGCUUUGCUGCUGUUGGCACGAAUAACGGGCAUGCUGGAACGACCGGUGCACAGUUCCUCAACAAUGAUGAUGUUGUCAUUGACUUUUCGUACAGAGCGAUUCACACGGGCGUUCUCGCUGGGAAGAGUCUUCUCAAGUCUCUCUACAAGGAGAAAAUCACGGGGUCAUACUUCUUAGGUUGUUCUCUUGGAGGACGGCAAGGCGUACAAGCCGCGGACAUGUUUCCCGAAGACUUCGAUGGUAUCGUCGCAGGUGCACCGGCAGUGGACUUCAACAACCUCUACUCCUGGCGAGCCAGCUUCUACCCUCUGACUGGUUCUGUUGACUCCAAGGAUUUCAUUGCUCCCGCCACCUGGAAGACGACAAUCCAUGAUGAAGUGCUUAAGCAGUGCGACACUAUCGAUGGUGUUCAAGACGGCAUCAUAGAGGACCCCACCCUCUGUCACUUCGAACCUGGAACUCUCCUGUGCAAGUCAGACAGCGGCGACUCCAAAUGCCUCACUGGCGCACAAGUCGAGAUCGUGAGAAAGAUCUUCAGCCCAACCAACUACACGGACGGCAAGCUUUUCUGGCCAGCCAUGAAUCCCGGCAGCGAAAUCAUCACCGCAGACGGGCUGUACAGUGGAAGCCCAUUUGCUCUAUCCCAGAAUUGGUUCCGCUAUGCGAUUUACAAUGACCCGAAUUGGGACCCGGCUACUUACACACUCGAAAAGGACGGCAUCUUUGCUCAAAAGCGGAACCCCGGCAACAUCAAGACGUACCCACGGGACUUGUCGGCAUUCAAGAGGAGGGGAGGAAAGUUGUUGAUGUACCACGGCCAACAGGAUCAGCAGAUUACGAGCUUUCACACUCCCAUUUUCUAUGACCGCUUGGCAAAAGGCAUGCAUCUGAACCACACUGGAAUGGAUCACUUCACACGGUUCUUCCGUGUUUCGGGCCUGUACCAUUGCACGACAGGACCCGGUGCCUGGUUGAUUGGCCAAGGAAGCAGCGGUGGAAACUCGGCCGUCAUCAGCGAUAGUCUCCCAUUCAAUAGGACAUACAAUGUCCUGGCCGCCAUAGUAGACUGGGCUGAGAGUGGAAUCGCCCCGGACACCAUAACAGGAACCAAGUUUGUCAAUGACAGUGUUGGUUCGGGUGUGGACUUCCAACGGCGACAUUGCAGAUACCCGUUGCGAAAUACCUACCGGGGUGAGGGUAUGGAUCCAAAACUCCCGGAUAGCUGGAAAUGUGUGUAG